This is a messenger RNA of Biomphalaria glabrata, 4232 nucleotides long. Its product is annotated as polypeptide N-acetylgalactosaminyltransferase 11-like. Lineage: Eukaryota; Metazoa; Mollusca; Gastropoda; Planorbidae. Gene Ontology annotation, biological process: regulation of Notch signaling pathway. Gene Ontology annotation, molecular function: Notch binding. Bases 309 to 2057 code for a protein of 582 amino acids. The transcript has 13 exons. Gene Ontology annotation, cellular component: Golgi apparatus. The record is from RefSeq and is a predicted model, not a curated record.
AAUCUAGAUCUAGUUUUAGAAUUUAGAUGGCACUACGACGGACUACGUGACUACUACUAGACUCUAGUCACUACUAAGACUAGCUGCUGACUAGCAUCACAAUGAAAUGUGACAAUCAAUGAUCAUCAUCAUGAAUCAAUCAAUGAAUUAUUGUUUGUAUUAUUAUAUGAUUAUGAAUCAUUCACAACAAUGAUGAAUGAUUUCAAUGAUCUAUCUGAAUCUAUGGUUUAAAAUUUUUUAAGAACAAUGGAUUAGUCAAUACAUUAAAUGAAUGCCUGAUCUGCACUAUUAUUUAAACAUCAAAAAACAUGGUUAGAAUUAGAAGAUCAAAUUUGAUCUUUGCCUUGAUUGCCUUUAGCAUAGUGUUUUGGUUUCUCUUGUAUUGGAACUUUUCUUCCAUUUAUGCCCACCAAAAAGGCCUGCGAUUGAAAUCCAAGUUCAAUAGUGAUGAAUUUCAGGCCAGAGAACAGAAUGUCGAUAAUGAAAUUGAGAUAUACAGUGAAUUAUAUCUUGAGAAUCUGGCUGAAGUGAAAACAGCAGAUGACCAAAGGCAAUAUGAUGCAGGUUAUCAUAGUCAUUCUUUCAACCAAAUGUUAAGUGACAAACUUAGUUAUACAAGACCUCUUCCUGACUAUAGAAACAAAAGAUGCAAAGAUCAACAUUAUUCUAGCAGUCUUCCGCACACAAGUGUUAUUAUUUGUUUCUACAAUGAAGCCUUGUCAACAUUACUACGCACAAUGCACAGCGUAUUGGCAAGAUCCCCUGUGGAAUUAAUUCAUGAAAUUAUACUCGUUGAUGACUUUAGUGACUUUGAUUAUCUAAAAUCAGAUUUGGAAAACUACAUUAAGAGUUAUUCUAAAGUGAAAUUAUUUCACACUCCAGAUCGUCUUGGUCUCAUACGAGCUCGUAUGUUUGGAGCCAAGCAGGCAACUGGCUCAGUGUUAUUAUUUCUAGACAGUCAUUGUGAAGUAAAUAUUGGAUGGCUGGAACCUUUGUUAGAUGUUGUUAACAAUGACCCUCACACAGUUGCUGUACCAAUUAUAGACAUGAUCAAUCCUGACAAGUUCUUCUAUGAAGCCUCAGACUUGGUGCGUGGAGGAUUUAAUUGGGGCAUGCAUUAUCAAUGGGAUCCUUUACCUUCCAAUUUAGUGAAAGAUUUAUUUGAAAAGCCAGAACCAUACCAAACUCCCACCAUGGCUGGUGGAUUGUUUGCUAUAGACAGAGAAUAUUUUUAUCAUCUUGGAGAAUAUGACAGUGGAAUGGAAGUGUGGGGAGGAGAAAAUUUAGAAAUGUCUUUCAGGAUAUGGAUGUGUGGAGGGCGUUUGGUGAUUGCUCCUUGUUCUCGAGUUGGGCACAUUUUUAGAAAGCGAAGACCAUAUGGCUCUCCUUCUCAGGACAGCUUUACAAAAAACAAUCUUCGAGUGGUACAUGUUUGGUUAGAUGACUAUAAAAGAUAUUAUUUUCACAUUAAUCCUAGAGCAGAAGACAUGGAGUUUGGGAAUAUUACUGGUAGACUUCAGUUGCGUAAGAACCUGAACUGCAAGUCGUUUCAUUGGUAUUUAGAAAAUAUAUAUCCUGAACAAUUAAGUAAAUUACCAGACUUAAAUCAUUCCUACCAUGGCCAGCAGAAUGGACCUAAUGACCCCAUUGCUUCAAAAGUUAUUGUUCGAGCUCGAGGUUUGUUGAAGCAUGCCAGCUCAGGCCUGUGCCUGCAAUCUGAAAAGACAGUCUAUGAUAAACGUGCUUUAAUUCAAUUAGCUGUAUGUAAACCAGGAGAUAAAAAUCAGUUAUGGUUUGAAUCUGAGCAGAAAGAUUUGCGCCUGGCUAACUUGUUAUGUUUAGAUGUAAAUGCAGAUGAAGGUCCCUAUGCAAGGCUCAUGAAGUGUAAAGGUUCUAAUCAACAGACCUGGAUCUGGUCAAAAAUGGGAUACAAAAGUCAGUUGGUCAAUUAUGGAACUUCAGAAUGUUUGUUUGCAGAAAAUGUAGAACCUGGAGCUCUUCUUACAACAAAAUCAUGCAGUGACAGUCCUUUUAUGUUAUUCAGUCUUGUCAUGUAAAUAUAAUAUGCCUAACAAAAAAAUGUGAAGUACUAAAAGUGUAAAGCACUAGUAGAUCUGCAGUGUACUAAAAAGCGUGGCCAUAAUAUUUAUUUGUCAAUUGAUAAAUUACACUUUCAGUUUAGACCAACUUUUAACAUUCCAUUCCAUCAUUUAUUUUUGGUGAACUGGUUUCAGCAUUAUUGCCACAAUGUGUAGUUGUAAUGAAUUGUUUUUGCUUUUAUUGGUUUUAAAACAUAAUUUGAAUAUAAAUGGUCUUUUUUUAAAAAUCAAAUUGUAUGUACAUAAUAACUAAAUAUUGAUCAGGUUGUUAUUACUGUGUGAUAUUUAACUUUUAAUUAUGCUGCAUUUAUGCUACAAGUACUCAGUAUCAGUAUCUGAUACACUUGCAGUUGUUGUUUUUUUUUCUUUUACAAUGUUCUUUACCUAUUUCUUGAAUUUUUUUUUUUUUUUUUUGGAUAAUGAAUAAAAUUCUUACCUUGAAUAAUGUAUGUAAAUAUAUAUUAUAUGCUAAAAAUGUAUUUAAUACCUUGUAUUAAUAUGGAUAAAGCUCAACACUUAAGUUAGUUUUGUUGUUGUUGUUGAGGUUUUCGAUUAUGAAAACUAGGGGUGCACCGGAUAGUACUUUUUGAUAUCCGGCCGGGGCCGGAUAUGACCGGAUAGUAAAAUUUGAUAUUCGGCCGGGGCCGGAUACCUAAGUGUCUUGUUAAUAGCUUGUGUUGCGGAACAUUUUACGAAAACUGUUAAAUAACAUACCUAUAUUGGUUGGUUUUAUUUUUUUCCCUUUUAUAUACCUUAUUGUUUUAAACUCUGUUACUGAUUGAUUUAUUCAAACUUAACAGUAUUUCUAAAAAUCUGUAUAGCAUGAUUGUGUCUGUGUGUAUGUACGAUGCCACCAACUGUAAAGGAUGUGUGUAGGAAGGUCAAUGUAAAUAAUGUUAGUAUAUAUUUAACUAGUUACUAAUGUAAAUCUCAUAAGUAAAGUGCAAUCUGCCUUGUACAGUGGUCGUAUGUAUGUGUUCAUGAAUUUCAGACCAACAACCUGGUCAGAUAUACCUAGUGAGCCUACACAUGUAGUCCUAGUGUAGUGUGUAUAGUUGUUUGUGUUAACCAUCAAGCAUUGUUUUUUUUCCUUGAGCAUACGCACGCAAUAAAUUUGGGUGUCAGUCAAAAAAGAUAACACAUUGGCAUGGUCAGUCAAGCCUAUAGAUAAAUUAUACCUGUCCACUAGUUAGAGGUCAAGGUUGUUUUUUUUACGCUCCAGCAUAUUGUUUCUUUGUUUGCUAGAUCUAACUGCGGUACUAUCAUCAAUUUAUUUUAUGCGGUUUUAAAAUUUACUGUAAGUUUUUCCGUUAUUUAUUAAGUCAAAAGAAUUAAACAAUGAAAUUAGUUUUCUUUCUAAAGAUUUUAAUACAAGGCAAAAAAAUACACACACGCAAACAUGCACAUCUUUGUUUUAUUUUAUUGUGCAAAGAACGUACGUAAGAAAUAUUAAAUGCAAAGAACGUAUGUUAGAAACAUCUUCCUUAAUUAAUACUUAUUAAUUAUUUUAUUCGUGGUUUCAGUAACUGUUACAAAAAGGAACCAUAAUAAGCCUAUGGAUGUCAGGUGUGUAAAAGUCGUCCUAACCUGAUACACAGUGGCUAAGUACGCAUCUUAAGUAAAAAAAAUAGUAAUAACAAAGAGUUAAUUGACUGUCACAAAUUAUUAAGAAUAUUGUUAUCAAAUCAAGACACUUAACUGCAGGAGUAAUAUUCAAGUUAACACGUUAGAAAAAUUAUUUAACCGUAAUAUUUAUUUACAGUGUAAUAUCCUUUGUUAGCACGUUGUGUUUUUUCAUUCUGGCUUAAAAAUGGUCAAUGUCUAUAAAUAAAUUGGGAGUCAAGGACCAAAGAAAUAAAAUAAGGAGUAGGGGGUGUUUAGCUCUUCUACAAAAUAAUUAGUUACUGGCUUACUGGGCUAUAUAAUCUCGCGGUUUGUGUUCUGUGUAGCCAAAGGUCACUCGUUUAGGUGCGUGUGAUCUUUAGUCCAGCUUACUAAUUGGGAUGUUCAAGUAACUCGGCACACUUGAAAAGGUGUGGCCUCUAGCCCAACCAUGUGAUUAAGAUUUUUCUCCAAAUAAGCAAACUUUUGUCCGGAUACCCGUGUAGAUGUUUGGCUUGAAGUCCAGCCCCC